UCCUUCUCCCCCGGAACCUCUCUCACGAAAGCGCUCAUCAACCUCCGUUCCUGGCUGCGUUGUUGCCACCACCGGCAUCUCAGCAAUGGCGGCAGCAAGAGUGCAGCCUCCGCUCGACCCACGAGCGGCGCCGCCUUCCAUGGCGGUUCCCACCUCCAACACUCGAAGCCUACAGGCCACGCCCAUCCACACUUCCAGCCCUUCCGUCCGCGCGCUGUUCCUCCGCGCCGUGGACCCCUCCCGUCCUGCCUCCUGGUCCGCCGCCGUCGCCGACCUCCUUGCUUCCGGAGACGCCGUCGCCGCUCUGGCCACCUUUGCCGCCGCUCUCCGCGCUAACCCCGCCGCGCUCCUCCCGGCCCUCCCCCCCGCCUUCCGCGCAGCUGCCGCCGCCACCUCGCUCGCCGCCGGCCGCCAGCUACACCUCAUUGCCCUCCGUUCCGGUCUCUUUCCCUCUGAUCCCUUCUCCGCCUCCGCUCUUCUCCACAUGUACCACCACUGCUGCCGCCCCCUCGACGCCCGCAAGGCGUUCGAUGAAAUUCCCAGCCCCAACCCCGUCAUUAUCACAGCCAUGUGCUCUGGCUACCUGCGAAACAAUCUAGUCUACCCCUCGCUUGCUCUCUUCCGCGACUUGCUCGCAUCUGGUUCUGCCAUGGCAGUGGACGAGGCGGCUGCACUCGUGGCGUUCUCCUCGUCAGCCCGUGUCCCUGCCCGCGGAAUUACCGCUAGCCUUCAUGCGCUUAUUGUGAAGAUUGGCUUGGACGUGGAUGCUGGGGUGGUCAACACGAUGUUAGACGCUUAUGCCAAAGGCGGUGGUUGUGACCUGCCGGCUGCGAGGAAGGUGUUUGAUACCAUGGAGAAGGAUGUCGUGUCCUGGAAUACGAUGAUUGCGCUGUAUGCUCAGAAUGGGUUGUCGGCGGAGGCCCUCGAGCUGUAUGGCAAGAUGCUGAAUGUUGGUGGAGGCAUUAGGUACAAUGCUGUGACGUUCUCUGCUGUGUUACUGGCUUGCGCGCAUGCUGGGACGAUACAGACUGGAAAGCGCAUUCAUAAUCAGGUGGUAAGAAUGGGUUUGGAGGAAAAUACCUAUGUUGGAACUUCUGUAGUUGAUAUGUACAGCAAGUGCGGAAGAGUGGAAAUGGCAAGAAAGGCUUUCGGCAAAAUUAAGGAGAAGAAUGUCCUUUCAUGGUCUGCCAUGAUUACUGGUUAUGGUAUGCAUGGUCAUGGACAAAACGCCCUUGAAGUUUUCAAUGAGAUGUGCAGAUCGGGGCAAAACCCUAACUACAUAACUUUUAUCUCGGUUUUAGCUGCUUGCAGUCAUGCUGGUCUUUUAGAUAUGGGCCGUUAUUGGUACAAAACCAUGAAGAAUAAGUUUGGGAUUGAACCUGGAGUGGAACACUACGGAUGCAUGGUGGAUCUUCUUGGCCGCGCCGGUUGUCUUGAUGAGGCUUAUGGCCUCAUUAAAGAAAUGAAGGUUAAACCUGAUGCUGCUAUCUGGGGAGCUCUUCUUAGUGCAUGUCGAGUCCAUAAAAAUGUUGAGCUGGGAGAAAUUUCUGCGAAAAGAUUGUUUGAGUUGGAUGCAACCAACAGUGGGUACUAUGUUCUAUUGUCCAAUAUAUAUGCAGAAGCUGGAAUGUGGAAAGAUGUGGAGAGAAUGAGAGUUCUGGUUAAAACAAGAGGAAUAGAAAAGCCUCCAGGGUAUAGCUCAGUUGAAUUGAAAGGUAAAACCCAUGUGUUUUAUGUUGGCGACACGAGUCAUCCUCAGCAUAAGGAGAUCUAUUCUUAUUUGGGGAAACUGCUUGACAUAGCGCAAAAGGCAGGCUAUGUACCAAACACGGGUUCUGUUCAUCAUGAUUUGGAUGAAGAGGAGAAAGAAUCUGCGUUGCGCAUCCAUAGUGAAAAGCUUGCCGUUGCUUUUGCUCUGAUGAACUCUGUCCCGGGUUCAGUAAUCCAUGUGAUAAAGAAUCUCCGGGUCUGUACUGAUUGCCAUGCAGUAAUCAAGUUUAUUUCAAAGUCCGCUGAACGAGAAAUUAUCGUUAGAGAUUUACAGCGCUUUCAUCAUUUCAAGGAUGGAUCAUGCUCUUGUGGAGAUUAUUGGUGAUAGGGUCGUACAAGAGGGCUGAGGUCGUGAUACCAUCUUCGUUGUCCGUCAUACCACCGUUGUAUUAUGUACAGGUCGAUUUAUUUCCAGGACAUAUUGUUACACCUCAUCUUGAUUAGGCUAAUGACAUUGCCUUGCUGCCCUGAACACUGGGAACUUAGAAGAUUUUAUAGCUUGGCAUAAAUCAAAAAGUUACGCCUUUUCUGUAAGAUCUGCAUACUACAAUGAAUGGCACAACAAGUUGGUUCAAGGAGACGCUGAUCAGAUGGACAAGGCAGCUCGAGGCUGAACCCAGUAUGGGAGAUCUCCUGUGGAACUUACAUGUCCCCAGCAAGGUAUUUUUUUCCCAUGGAGGGCUCUUCACAGUGUGAUACCGGGGAUGAUUGUUCUUGCAGGUAGGCAUAUCAGGACCUCACCCCAAUGUCCCAUCUGCUGCUGGGGAGCCAAGGACAUAAAGCACCUGAUGUUCACGUGCGACAAGCACUGGGACUUGAGGUGUUCAUCAAACAAGCAACGCAGAUUGAUCAACCACGGGUCAGUGAUGCUUGAGGAAAUUUUGAGGAGUACUGUCAAACAUUCAGCGGUUAACGCAGAUUGAUCAACCACGGGUCAGUGAUGCUUGAGGAAAUUUUGAGGAGUACUGUCAAACAUUCAGCGGUUAACGCAGAUUGAUCAACCACGGGUCAGUGAUGCUUGAGGAAAUUUUGAGGAGUACUGUCAAACAUUCAGCGGUUAUGGGUCGGUACGGUGUACAGGAGACGACCGCUGUAGGGGCAUGGUAUAUCUUGUGGCAGCGACGGAAAGGUGGCACCUGCUCAGUCAACUGUGUUUGCAAUUCAGGCUAUUAGCGCGACCUAUGCAAAAGCUCUGAGCAGUUCACAACCAGUCCUGAUACGAUGAGGGAAGCCUCCUUGGAAUUCUUAUAAACUGAAUGGGAUGCAUCAUCAUACUUUGAAAAUGGAACAGGGGCAGUGGCUGCGGUCCUCCGCAAUGAUCAUGGUGAACCGGUUGCUGGGUUCUUGAUCACAUGUUGGACUCGGCCACGGUGGAGGCGACCACUAUCCAGAAGGGCCCAGAACUGGUUGAAAACUUGGGAUGUAAACACCAUCAUCGUCGAGUCUGACUGCCUGGAAGUGAUUCAAGCAUGCAAUGGUUUGUAUGGUCAAGGUAUUUAAGUGAUCAUGUUUACCAUCAUCGUUGAGUCUGACUGCCUGGAAGCGAUUCAAGCAUGCAAUGGUUUGUUUGGUCAAGGUAUUUAAGUGAUCAUGUUUAAUUCUAAUUCUCCUAUGUAUUGGGACGAUGAACCCCUUAGCUAUGUUUGAUCGAAUGAUAAACGUGUACUGCUACCUGAUCGACCGAAGUCCAUCAAGUGGCUUCCCUAAAAAAAACUGUGUCAAAGUGA
This is a messenger RNA of Triticum dicoccoides, 3497 nucleotides long. Its product is annotated as pentatricopeptide repeat-containing protein At3g26782, mitochondrial-like. The coding region runs from base 86 to 2095 and encodes 669 amino acids. Gene Ontology annotation, molecular function: protein binding; RNA binding; zinc ion binding. The record is from RefSeq and is a predicted model, not a curated record. NCBI's taxonomy places the organism in Eukaryota, Viridiplantae, Streptophyta, Magnoliopsida, Poales, Poaceae. The transcript has a single exon. Gene Ontology annotation, biological process: RNA modification.